Pieris macdunnoughi is the source of this 2295-nucleotide messenger RNA. Lineage: Eukaryota; Metazoa; Arthropoda; Insecta; Lepidoptera; Pieridae. The record is from the annotation of a GenBank genome assembly.
AUGAAAUUUAAACGAAGUCUAGACGUGCGGCUGAUCGCCCUGUGGAGCACUUGUAUACUGGUCCCGGCUAUCGCUUGCCCCUCCCAGUGUGUUUGCAAGUGGAAAAACGGCAAACGAUAUGUCGAGUGCACCGACAAAGAUUUAAAAGCAAUCCCCGAUUCGCUAGACUCCGAAACACAAGUACUAGACUUCACGGGCAAUGAUUUGCAAGUCCUACAAAAGGAAGCAUUCCACAAACUCGGCUUAUUAGACUUACAGAAAAUAUAUCUCCAGAGAUGUCGGUUGCAGAAAAUCGAUAACUUCGCCUUCAGGGGCCUCGCCAAUUUAGUCGAGUUAGAUCUAUCCAAUAAUUACAUCACAGUCGUCCCAUCCAGCAACUUUGUCUUUUUUCCAUCCCUAAUGAGACUCUCUUUGAACAACAAUCCUAUAACGAAUAUAAAAACUCACUGCUUCCAACAUCUGUCCUAUCUGAAUACAUUAGAGUUGAGCAAUUGUAAAAUUGAAAGUAUAGAAGCGGAGGCUUUCGCUGGAUUGAAGCACUUGGAAUGGCUCCGACUGAAUGGUAAUAGGCUAUCAAAUAUUCAAGGCGAUAAUUUGUUUCCCGAUACGUUGCGGGGUAUCGAUCUGGAGAGUAAUAAUUGGAAUUGUGAUUGUCAUUUGCGAGAUUUACAUAGCUGGCUAUCGAGUUUCAAUAUGCCACACGCUGUCGAGCCAAUUUGCUCGCAACCUGAGCGGCUGAAAAAACGCACAAUCACAAGUGUCGAUGAAUUCGAUUUAGCGUGCUUGCCAAAAAUUACCCCAACUCUAUCGUUUAUAGAGACGAAUAUUGGAAAUAAUAUAACCCUGGAAUGUAUAGUCAAGGCUGUGCCCGAGGCAAAAGUACAAUGGUUUUAUCAAGGACAACUUAUACGUAAUUACUCGACGUCUGCCGCCGAGCCUCACCAUGUUUUCUACGUUGAGAACGGAGUUAUCGACAAAAAAAGUGAACUGUACAUUUACAACAUCGGUAAUGAUGAUAAUGGAACCUACUCUUGUAUUGCCGAGAAUUCGGCUGGAAGAAUUCGAACGAAUUACACAAUUAAAAUUCUUAUUAAAGAAGAACCAGUUGUCAUCGUGGUUACAUUUCCCCAUAGACACUUAGUAGUGAUUAUAACAGUGAUAUUUCUAAUAAUUGUCCUUUUUAUCGUUAUAAUAACGGUUGUGUUAUUAAAAUUUAAAACGGAUACGAGAAGUCGUAAAAAGAAGGAAAGUGGGAAGGACGUCGCGUUAUGUAAUCAAAUUUUGCCUUCUAGUCGAGGUAAUGGCUCUUUGCCCAAAAAUAACGGCAGCGUUAUAGUGAACGCACAUUCGCACCACUCAUUGCAUUAUACAGUGCAAACAAACCGAGAAUUCGAGUCGAACGACACGUAUCAAAGCAAUAACAUGAAAGGCUUUGUAGACAGAAAUCCCGACCUAAUUAGCGAUGCGGAAACGGUUGCAAACAACGCUCAGAAUGAGAAUACAGCGUUAUCGGUGUACAAAACGCAAACCGCAUCCGACGCCUUUGAGGAAGAGACUGCCUUUACUGCCCCAUCCGGACAAAGACAGGUCACCUGGCAAGACCAGCAAACCGCUAACAGUAUGAGCCUUCCACAAAACGCAAUGUACCAACAUUCGGCCGACGUUCAUCUUAAUCCUGGCUGCUUUUUAGACAGUGAUGGGUAUCCUUUUGACUACGGCCUACCUAAACACCCAUGUCGAGCGCCAAUGUUGUCUAAUUAUGCCGUUGUCGGCCCCUUUUACCAAACACUGCCUCAUAAUCGGCCAAAAGGUCAAAAGCUCGCUUGUAAGUUCACUAAAGACACAGAAUUUAACGUGACUCCGCCCCCUUGUGGUAACUUCGAAAUGUUUAACGGGACAAAUGUGCGACGUACUUUAGAGGGAUACCCAGUUCCUCGCAACCGCCAAAUUGCUUUUGUAGGAAAUGGGACUGUGUAUUAUAAUGAAGAAUUCGUGCCUUCGCCGCCCGAAGGUUAUAAAACUGAAACAGUGCAGUGUUGCGCCACCCAAGAGCCAUGUGCGGCUUGGAACCCGAAAGGAACGUGUGCUGUUAUGGUUCCAAUGGGAAUAGAAGCGCCCGGUAGGUGUUACCAAGUCGAAACUAGGUGUGUAGAUACCCAAACAUCAGAUACACGAGUACCGGGGGAAGGUACGGAAAACGUUCUAAAACCACUGCCACAAGUCGCUAAAUGUGCGUCUGAUAUAUGUUCGGAAAGCCCUGACGAGGGGUAUGUGGGGGACGCUAACGACAUCUGA